Molecule: messenger RNA, 3169 nt
Organism: Limulus polyphemus (Atlantic horseshoe crab)
Lineage: Eukaryota; Metazoa; Arthropoda; Merostomata; Xiphosura; Limulidae
Gene: morula
Product: anaphase-promoting complex subunit 2-like
Exons: 1
Coding region: 3-2399 (798 amino acids)
Biological process (GO): ubiquitin-dependent protein catabolic process
Cellular component (GO): anaphase-promoting complex
Molecular function (GO): ubiquitin protein ligase binding
Source: RefSeq, a predicted model, not a curated record
AAAUGUCGGAAGCUUUGGAAACUUUGUCUGUUGCAUGGAAUGUAAUUUCUAAGGCUUUUAGGCCCGCGUUAGACUCUAGAAAUAAUGAUGGGUAUUUACCAUCGUAUGAAGACUUGAAGGCUUCUGUUGAACUUCUUCAUCAGCAUGGUAUAGCUCAUAUUGUAGAAGAAUGGUUUUUCGAGACACUACAGCAAGAUUUAAGAGAAAUAAUUGUUCCAAGGUUUUGGAGUCAUUUUGAUUUUCAAACUGCAGGUGCCGAUGGAGAUCCUGACACAUCUUUUGGUUCAAAAUAUUUUCGCGUUCUUCUUAAUGCAGUAAAAGAGCUUCAUUCAUCAUUCCAGUUAUAUAUUCCAUGUGUUUCCCAACUUCAGUGUUUGCACGAAGAUCUGCAAGCAGAAGAGGAUACUCUUCCAUCUGAAGCACAGACAUUUCUGCAAUGUUCGUAUCUUUCAUUAGCUAGUAGAGUUCAUCUUGUGCUGAAAGCCUUACUUUUAGCAAAGAUUCCUCAACAGUUUAGUAACAAUCUUAUUAAUUUUUACAGUAGAGCUUUUAAAGCUUUCCAAAUCAAACAACCUUUAGAGAAGUAUGAGGAAGAAGAUUUAGAUGACCAGUUAGAAUGUCCAGCUUGUGAAAAUGAUAAUGAAAACUGUUGCUGUGUUGAGGUGUUAAAUACAUUUCAAGAAGUGAACCAACAUUUGAAAGAGUUAAAUCUUUUGGAAGCAGUAGCAGGAGAUGCUGUUACCACUGUAGCAUAUCGGCACAUUCAGGAUUAUGUUCAGAAAACUUGUAAAGGAAACUAUGAAAACUCGUAUAUGCCCCAGUUGGAAAGGUGGCUUGAUGGAGCUUUAUUGAUGUGGAUGCAAUCUGUGUACAGUGAAAGUAAUGCAGAAUAUGUUGUUUUAAUAUGUAAUAUCAAAGAACAAAUGAAUCACUUCCUCUAUGAAACAUACACAACAGUUCGAAUGGAAGAAUUAUUUAGUAUCAUUAUAGAGUUUCCUGAAUCACAAGCAGCUUUGGAAGACUUAAAAGUUUGUUUAGAAAAGACUAAUUUAAGACAAAACCUAAUAACUUCAUUGAAAAAUUCCCUUGAAAGACGACUAUUACACCCAGGGGUUAACACAGCUGAUAUUCUCACAGCGUAUAUUUCUGCAAUUAAGGCUUUAAGGAUACUUGACCCUACAGGUGUUAUUCUUCAACUUGUUUGUGAACCAGUUCGUAAAUAUCUCAGACUUAGGGAAGACACUGUACGAUGCAUUGUCUCUAGCUUAACAGAUGAUGGUUGUGGAGAACUAGCCUCUGAGUUAAUGAAAGGUGCUCCAUUACUGCUUGAUGAUAAUUAUCAAGCUGAUGAAGAAGAUGUAAAUUGGGAAUCUUGGCAACCUGAUCCAAGUGAUGCAGAUCCUACUAAGACUACACAAAGUCACAGAUCUCAUGACAUAAUUAGUAUGCUUGUUAGCAUUUAUGGAAGUAAAGAUCUCUUUGUAAAGGAAUAUUGUGUUCUAUUAGCUGAUCGUCUUCUGUCAACCUUUUGCUAUGACACCGUGAAAGAAAUCCGUUAUCUUGAACUUUUAAAACUCAGAUUUGGAGAAUCACAACUUCAUCAGUGUGAAGUGAUGCUUAAAGAUGUAGCAGAUUCCAAGCGAAUCAAUACUCAUGUGAAUUCAGAAAAAAUGAUAGCUGAUUUCAGAGUAGGAGAGUUUCCAUUGAAUGCUAUGAUACUUUCAGCUCAGUUUUGGCCUACAUUGCGUGAAGAACAUUUACAGUUACCAGAGAUAGUUGAGAAAGCAUUAGAAUCUUAUAAAAAGGCAUUUGAAGCUUUGAAAGGUAACCGAACUCUCUGUUGGAAAGGUCAUUUAGGAUUGGUGAACUUGGAUCUACAGUUGAAAGAUCGAACGCUGAAUUUUUCUGUUUCACCAAUACAUGCCACUAUUAUAUGGCAUUUCCAGGAGAAAGCUCGUUGGAGUCUGGAGGCACUCAGUGCAGUUACUCGAGUGCCUACUUCUGCUCUUCGAAGAAAAAUUGCCUACUGGCAAACCCUUGGCAUUUUACGAGAAGAAGCUACAGAUGUUUUUGUUCUAGAAGAAGAGGAACCACAAAGGCAGUCCCUUGAUGGAUCAGUGUUACCUGAUGAAGAAGAAGAAAAUGGGUCUGUCAUGGCUUCUUCACAAGAUCAGAGGGAGGAAGAACUUCAGGUGUUUUGGUCAUUUAUUGUAGGUAUGCUAACUAAUCUUGGCUCAUUACCAAUAGAGAGGAUUCACAGUAUGUUGCGAAUGUUUGCCAUGCAAGGUUCAGGAACCACUGGGUGUAGUAUUCAUGAACUACGACAAUUUUUAGACAGAAAAGUUCGUGAACAAAAACUUGUAUAUUCAGGUGGUUAUUAUAGACUUCCUAGGGCAUAACUUGUUACAUUUUAAUGUCUAAACAUCAACUAGUGUGAAAGAUUAACUUAAGAUAUGUUAACAUGUUUAUAAUCCAGUAAGUUAAAUUCAUUCCGAGCUAAUCAUUUCUUUCAAAUUUAGUCAUUAUAUAUUAAGCUCCAUGUAGAUAAUUUUUUAAAUAAAUGUUUUGCAGAAUGUUAUAGUUACUUGUAUUUUUUUUUCAUUGUGUCUUAUUAACUGCCCUUUUGUUAAGACACUUUGAAAGAAACCUAUUACCUUGAACUUCUAAAACUCUGGACAAUCACAACUUUUAUGAGAAAGAUAUUGACUUAUUGGAAAGGUUCAGAGGACUACUAGGAAGAUACCAAGAAUGAAAGUGAUAUCUUAUGGGAAUAGGUUAAGACCUCUUUAUUUAAUGUUUUCUUGAGAGAUGAUCUUAUAGAAGUUUACAAGAGUAUCUGAUAGAUCAGUAGGAUAGCAGUCAGAUUUUUUAUGCUGUAUCCUGAAGGCAAGAGGAUGCAAGUUAAGAUUUAACAUAGUUUUAUUUUUUCAACAGAGUGACUCUCCUAAAGGCAUCAUAGCAAGAAAAUUCUAAGCUAAUCUGCCAGAUUGUUGUGAUUUGGUUUUGCCAUUUGCAUCAUAAUUAAACUUUAGAGAUUUUAACCAGAACUCUACAAUGUGUAUUUUUCAUAGUGCAUUUGAAUCUGCCCGGCAUGGCCAGGUGGUUAGGGUACUCGACUUGCAAUCUGAGGGUCGUGGGUUCAAAUCCCCAUCCUGCCAAACAUGCUUGC